This is a messenger RNA of Chilo suppressalis (striped riceborer), 1814 nucleotides long. Lineage: Eukaryota; Metazoa; Arthropoda; Insecta; Lepidoptera; Crambidae. The record is from the annotation of a GenBank genome assembly.
GAUCAACAAGGAUCCAUGGAUCCAACAAUUAAACACCAUAGUUCCGCACCAUAAUUAUGUCUGCUCCAAUAAUAGUGUUGUGACUGUGUUGUGUGUAUUGUAAAUUAAGUGGUGGUAUCACUGAAAUGUGAUACCACAAAAUAAGCAUCCACGACGGAAGAUAUAAGGAAAGAGACAAAGACAAGAGCGAAACGGAAAAGAAUAUCCGAUAUGAGGCUCGACUUCCGCGGUCUGAGGUGUGCGUCGGCACUCAGCAAAGUUGCGAUGUACGAAAGCAGUUGCUCGUACGCAGGCGCCCUCGAGCUAAAACGCAGUGCCUUGAAGGAGGAGCCGUGGCCGACGACAGAAUGGCCGCCCUACCGCCUGCACCAGUCGACCUUCGAACAGUUGAAGCAGAGUGUGGAGAAAGCGAAGGCAGCGCUGCAGGAUCGCUCGGGACUGCUCGGCACCGCGACUGCCUUCGGGGACUUCUAUGGAGGACAGCUCGGGCAGGACGCCACGGGCGCGGCUCUUGGCUUCGGCCGGACAAGGACAGAUGACUCCAUGCUCUCCAUCGAGAAAGGCAAGACUUUGGGUACUGAGAAAAUCACCAGUGGGCUGGGCAAAGGAUACUCCACGCCGACACUGACGGACACAUUGCGAGCGACAAAAUGUACAGAUGCCUCAUACAAAAGCACAUGGUCUUCACACGCCACGUCACAGGGUUCACAGGGCUAUGGCACGAAUUCAUUAUCGGCGAUGUCAAAGUCGACACUCGACGCACACACGCAUCUGCGUCAGCCAGAUCCAUAUCAAAUGUUUGGUCCUACGAGCAGUCGGCUAGCAAAUUCAGGGUCGGGCCAAAUCCAGUUAUGGCAGUUCCUCCUCGAGCUGUUGAGCGACUCGAGCAACGCCGGCUGCAUCACCUGGGAGGGCACCAACGGCGAGUUCAAACUGACGGACCCCGACGAGGUGGCCCGGCGGUGGGGCGAGAGGAAGUCCAAGCCCAACAUGAACUACGACAAACUGAGCCGGGCCUUGAGAUACUAUUACGACAAAAACAUAAUGACGAAAGUGCACGGCAAGAGGUAUGCGUACAAGUUCGAUUUCCAAGGGCUCGCCGCGGCCACGCAGCCGGCGGCGAGCGACCCCGCCUACAAGUACCAGAGCGAUCUGUUCAUGAGCUCCUACCACCACUCAGCUAAGCUCUCGUCCUUCAUGGCGCCACACGCGGCUAUGCCGACCUCCACAGCGUCAAUAUUCCCAUCGGCGUCGUGGGGCAACUGGGGGGGCGGGGGAGGCAACCUCUACUCCCCCCAUUCGAUGGCCCCGCCCCACGUGACGUCACACCUAGGCUCCUACCCCCACUACGCAUGACCAGUGUAAGCCGUAAGCGAAUCCAUGGUUUAGUGUGAACAAAUUGUUUUCACAGAGCAGUACGUUCGCAGUAUCAGAAAUUUUGACUUUAGACCCUUUCUUGACUAGGGAUUCAGUGAAAUUAUAAAAAAAAGCAUUCGUAGCUUCUUUGCAAUAGUCUAGUCCUGAAUUAAUGAUAUACCAAAGACAAUAAUAAAGUUUAUCUCAUUUUGAUUUUAUUGUAAAAUGCGACCGAAUCUGAGUGGGUAAAGCACGUAAGGUGGCCCUUGAAGGAAUAUUAAUGACACAAAAAUUAACAUUAUCAUACAAUGUUAUGUCAGCUACUAUUGUAAGGUUACAAGAAUUAGGGGAUUGGGGACGUUAGAAUUUUGUGUUCUUUGUCUGUAAGUAGGUUUUGAUUAUUUUAAGAAUGCACAGAAUCGACACCAAUACCUAAUUGGUGUCGAUUCUGGCAUGAU